Messenger RNA from Morone saxatilis (striped sea-bass), 2294 nucleotides. RefSeq names its product hematopoietic SH2 domain containing (gene hsh2d). The transcript is spliced from 5 exons. The record is from RefSeq and is a predicted model, not a curated record. Lineage: Eukaryota; Metazoa; Chordata; Actinopteri; Moronidae. Gene Ontology annotation, cellular component: cytoplasm. The coding region runs from base 64 to 1158 and encodes 364 amino acids.
GUCUUUGUGCUCAGAGAAUUUCCCAAAAGACACAACAGAGGAUUAAAUGAGCUGUUUCCCAGGAUGAUGGAGUUGAGUCAGUCGUUUCAAGGACAGCAUGAUGCUUUCACCUGGUUCACAAAGUCCCAGCUCCAGUCUGUGAUCAAGAACGGAAUUGUCCCAGAAUGGUUUCAUGGGAUAAUUCCCAGGAAGACGGCAGAGGAACUGCUGAUGUCCAAGCCUCCUGGCUACUUCCUCAUCAGAGUGAGCGAGAGCAGGAUUGGCUACACUCUCUCAUACCGUGCUGAGGACCGCUGCAGACAUUUCAUGAUUGAUGCAUUGGAGGACGGCCAUUACAUCAUAGUAGGGGAGAACAGGCGUCACCGGUUUCUGCAGGACCUGGUGGACUUUCACCGAAGAACUCCCAUUAUGCCUUUCAGUGAGGUGCUGACUGUCGCUUGUGGACAGGCCUCCAGUGACAACACUGACUAUGCAGAACUACUUUUUCCCCAAAGAAAUCCGAACCCUAACACAAGUUUGCUACCAAACAAUCUCAUGGUUCCCAGCACAAGUCACCCAGUACCACCGGAAGAUAUCCCACCUGCCCUUCCUUAUCGUCCAAAUAACCUGAGGAACGCUGCAGUCCUGCCUCCAAACAAGCUUUACCCUACUUUGGAGGAUGAAUAUCCACAUGCCACCUCACCUCCUCCAACCACGCCUGUGCCAAAGACUAGAAACAGAUACACAGCCGACAACCCCCCAUCCAACCCCCCUCCUGAAGUCCCUGCUCGGACCUCUGUUCCUCCACUGAAGCUGAACCAGGCUUGUAUCAGAACCGUCUCUGCACCUAAGAGUCCCUGCACACCGACAGCCACUGAACACUCGUUCAGUGCCAACAUCCAGCCUGUAAAGAACCAGGAAGCAAAGCCGUCAGUCGUCACCAACCUAAAGAACCUCAAGAAGAAAUUUCAAAAGAAGAGGAGCACAUCGCAGGAGUCAAUGUACACGGAGAUUAAUGUGGAGGCAACUGGAAACACUGAGAAUGAGUACCAGGAGAUAGAAGGGCAGCAGACCGUCAGUGAUCCAGCAUUUUCCUACACUUGCACUGAUGUGAGACUGUCUGAUGGAAGGUUACCACAGGAGUACCUUCCACCUCCACCCUUUGCCCCAGGCUACUGACAGACACCUGUUCCCUUAGAAAAUACUGUACAGGUGGACUGAAGAGGAUUGAAGAAGAUCAGUGCAUUGUGGCAUGACUGAAAUAUAACUGAAUCAAGGUAAAAAAGGUGGAUAGAAUCCAAUCCGAGGUCAAAAACAGCAUGCAAAGGAAAAGGAGCGGUAGUCCAAACAUUGAAGAUUGAAACAUUACAAAAGUUUAAUAAAGUGCCAUUUCAACCUGCGAGAUCUGUGUGUUCACAUGGAUGUUUGUUGUUUGACAAAGACCUUUAAUGCUAAUGUCGCAUUAUAAAUGCAAUCAUUUGACAUUUUGGAAAACACUCUCAUUUGCUUUCUUUCUGAUAGGCUUAAAUAUAAGUUUACAACUAACUGGAAAUGGGGAAAUGAUCCCGCCAAGAAAUAGUCUAUAGAGGUGCUAGUAAGAUUUUGUUAUCUAUGGACACUGUUUCCAGUCUUUGUGCUAAGCUAAGCUAAGCUAAGCUAAGCUAACAGGCUGCUGGCAGGAACUUUCAACAUGUGCAAAUGAUCUCUUCUUUUACUUUACACACCUGAAUCAAACCUGCAGAUGCCUGAAUGGUUUUGAUUAAAGCAGUUGCUCUUCUUUUGCAAAGAGUAAACAGUUAUAAAAUACAUUAACCUGCUGUCUUCAUACGACUAACUAGUUUCAGUUACUUGUGAAUGCUUUCGUUUCUAUGUAUUUGCUAGUUUAUUCAACAGAGACGAUACAGAUAAACAUUGUUACAUAAGAAUAAGUAAUACAACAAAUGCAAUCUAUAGGCACUGCCCUAAUAACCAGCAUCCUCCCUGGCCAGAUUUUUAAUGGUUAAAUGUUUUCAUAAGCCUUUUUGGUAAUAUAAUAAAGACAGUAGGAAGAAGUUUUAUGGAGCAUACUGUAUGUAAAUCAGAAAAGGCAUGGUUAAUGUCAGCUGCUUUGAAUACAGGAGACAUACUGUACUGAUGCAGACCUGUUAUCAGCAAUAUGACAAGGGAAGCUGGAAGAAAAUGCACAUACUGGUCAAACUUGUUUCACAGGUAGAAACAUACAGGUGAGUCCAAUUCACAUUUAUACAGCUUCAACAUAUCUGUACUAAGCAUCAAAGUUUGUUAAUGUCUAAUAAAUCCCCUUUGAAAAUGAUCAG